UCAGAAUUCACAUGCGUCGCGGAUGUGUCAGAGAAUGAGCGUUCUCGAUUUGUCGUGCAAAGUAAUCGUAAAUGUUGUUCGUGUAUAAAGUGAUAAUGAAAAAACACGCAUUAGAUUAUCUCAUUAUAAAGUGACCGUGUGUUUAGUUCCAGUGUUUUGUUUUUAACAGUUAUUUUCUUGUGUAUGUCAUCGGACUCCUCAACAUGGCGGCUCCCCGUCACAAAUCACAACAGAAAAAUAUAUCUUCGAUAUUUUCUAAGCUCCAUGGGGCUUUUUCAGACGCUGUAUGUCAGACUAAACUCGCCACCGACAAGCGGACAUUAGACAAAACUUGGAAGUUGAUGGACAAAGUAGUUAAACUAUGUCAACAUCACAAAAUGAAUCUAAAAAAUAGUCCGCCGUUCAUUCUAGAUAUUUUGCCUGAUACAUAUCAGCGACUGCGUGUAAUAUACUCGAAAUACGAGGACAAUAUGCAGGAGUUGAAUAACAAUGAACACUUUAACAUAUUUAUUAUUAAUUUGAUUAGAAAGUGCAAACAAGCAAUAAAGUUGUUCAAGGAAGGGAAGGAGAAAAUGUUUGAUGAAAACUCUCAUUACAGACGUAAUUUGACUAAGCUUAGCCUUGUGUUCAGUCAUAUGUUGAGUGAAUUGAAGGCGAUGUUCCCGAAUGGUGUAUUUGCCGGCGACCAGUUUCGUAUCACAAAGAGCGAUGCAGCUGAGUUUUGGAGAGCAAACUUCGGAAACAGCACCCUGGUGCCGUGGAAGAUCUUCCGUGAGGAGCUGAACAACGUGCACCCCAUCUCAUCCGGCUUGGAGACCAUGGCGCUGAAGACCACCAUUGAUCUCACCUGCAACGACUUCAUAUCCAAUUUCGAGUUUGAUGUUUUCACCAGGCUGUUUCAACCCUGGAGUACACUACUCCGCAAUUGGCAACUCCUUGCCGUGACACAUCCGGGCUAUGUAGCGUUCCUCACUUACGAUGAGGUGAAGGCGAGGCUCCAGAAGUACAUACACAAGGCGGGCAGCUACGUGUUCAGAUUAUCGUGCACGCGUCUCGGUCAGUGGGCCAUAGGCUACGUGACGGUCGACGGAGAGAUCCUGCAGACGAUCCCGCAGAACAAGAGCUUGGUGCAAGCCUUGCUGGACGGAUACCGAGAAGGAUUCUACCUGUACCCCGACGGGAGGGACAUGAAUCCAGACUUGAGCAGUGCAAUUAUAUCUCCUGCCGAGGAUCACAUCACAGUCACACAGGAGCAGUACGAGUUGUAUUGUGAGAUGGGCAGUACGUUCCAGCUGUGCAAGAUCUGUGCUGAGAACGACAAGGAUAUCCGGAUAGAGCCGUGCGGCCACCUGCUGUGCACGCCCUGUCUCACCGCCUGGCAAAUCGACUCGGAAGGUCAGGGCUGUCCAUUCUGCCGCGCGGAGAUCAAGGGAACGGAGCAGGUGGUGGUGGACGCGUUUGUACCGCCACGCCCGCCCAACACCACGUGUGAUAUGAAGUUAUCGAACACAAAGUCUGCUGUGAAGUCUGUAUCAUCCAACUCGUCAGGGUCGAGUGGCUCGUCAGGAACUUCCGCGUGUAAUGGAUCAAAUUCAGACGGAGCGAUAAAUAAUCAUUCGAAUGGCUGGUCGGCGAGAAAUACGACCUUCAACGGACUAACGGACGAUUUUGAUGACAAUGAGAGACGCGAGAGAAAAUCGCCGCAUGCUUAGUUUGCACGUCCAUCCGUCACCGCAUUGUUUCAUUUUUGUUAUAAUAUUGAUGGAUUUUGAUAUUUGAGUUACCCGGCCACUAAUAUUAUAAAGAUUUAUUUACUUUUCGCCAUAUGAUUACAUAUGAUAUAUUACAAUAAAUUGGACUACCAUAACUUUAGUCAAUAUACAAAUUAAUCAUAUAUAAUUCAUAAUAUAUAACUUAUAACCGUUUUAUACAUAAUAACUGCUCUGCUUUAAAAGAACCUAUUCUUACUAUCACGCUAUUUUGUAUUUUUCACUGUAGUUGGAAUGAGCUUUGACAGGAAGUGACGAAAUAGUACAAUAUCUAAAUAAGGUCUUAUAAUUAAUUAAUUAUUAUGAAUGGUUUAAUCAUUGUAGAUUAUUUAUAGAGAGAAUUUGCUUACCCAGAUCGCAUUGAUUGAAACGAUUGUGAUUGUAUACAAUUAUUGUUGAAAUAUCUUUACAUGAUGGGUCAAUUGUGAUCACGAAAUUUUUUUUUUAAUAAUUUUGUUAUUUUUGGUCUAAAAGUCAAAAGUUAAGACAAUAGAGUGAAGUCUAAUUUGUAUAUUUUCCGGAUAACUCAAAUAUUGAAUCUUAUGUCGCUGGCAUAAAGUUUAUAUUAGAUUAUGCAUGGUUCUUUAUUCAUUAUACUCUAAGCUACGUACGAUAAACGCAUAGGUUAAUAAAAAAGUGGAUGUGUCUAUAGUCAUUUUUAAGCCAACUUUUCAAAAACUUGCAGUGUAUUAGUGACUAUUAAUUAACUAUGUGAAUUAUUAUUUUCUACAAAGGUUUUGUUACAAAUCGUACAAUUUUAAAAUCUUUUUCAUGAAACCCAUACGUGUGGGGUAUAUGAUGUACAUUUCAAUGCAAAGGUCCAACGAAAAUUUGUUUAAACGAUAUACAGUGAAACCUGGUUAAGUGAGACAUCAAGGGACCUGCAAUGUCGUUUCACUUGUACUAUAUUACUUUUAUAUGUUGCCAAGUUGUAACGUUCACUAACGUCACAUAUAGACGUAUAAUCUUAUAUCUUUAAACAAGAAAUUCUUGCGUGUAUAUCUAUAUAUCUGAAUCUCGGAAACGGCUGCAACGAUUUUCAUAAAAUUUGGUAUAAUAGGUAGUUUCGGAGGCGAGAUAUCGAUCUAGCAAGGCUUAACAUUAGAAUACAAAGGUAAAUUUCGCCAAGACUGUAAUAGCUCAGGUGGGACAUUGGGUAAUCCGGAAAGCAGAAGAUCCCGGUUCGAAUCCAGAUGUCCUUUUAGUAUUUUUUUUGUUCGAGCUUUGUAUAUUCUUAAAAAACCGAGCAAGGCUCGGUCGUCCGGUUCGUUUGCACCUGUAUAAAGCUUAUUUUUCCAUAAUUAUUUAUUUUAUUUUCACCUAUGUAUGAUGCGUGCGUAGCUUAGAUUAAGAUAAUAGUAGCAUAUUGUAAGAAAUACCGUCCGCCUGUUUAAUAGUUUAAUAGCCCCCAGUAUUUAUCUGAACACAAGUAUUUUAAACAUAACCAGUGGAAGGCUCCUUUGCACAGGAUGCCGGCUAGAUUGUGGGUACCACAACGCUUAUUUCUGCCAUGAAGCAGUAAAAGUGUAAACAUUACUGUGUUUCGGUCUGAAGGGCGCCGUAGGUAGUGAAGUUACUGAGCAAAUGAGACUCAACAUCUUAUGUCUCAAGGAGACGAGCGAAAUAGUAGUGCCGCUCAGAAUUUUUGGAUUUUUUCAAGAAUCCUGAGCGGCACUGCAUUGUUAUGGGCAGGGCGUAUCAAUUACAAUCGGCUAAACGUCAUGUUCGUCUCGUCUCUUAUUAUCAUAAAAAAAUAUAUUAUUAUUUAUUAGCGUAUGCCCGUUGAACUCCAAAUAUAUUAUGAUAAUUACGAUAUUAGACUGUAUUUUUUUAAUGAAAUUAAUUUUUUUUUUUGAUAAUACUUUUUAAUUAUUCCGAUAAUGUCGACAAUACGUAUAAAUGUUAUCUAAAGAUAUUGACUGUAUGAAUCGUGGUGUAUUGCAUUAGUGUAUGGGGACUAAACACAUUCAUCCGCUUUCGAUCACAAUUCAUUCUUUUUCAUUUUUAAUCUUAAGUGUGCUAUUGCAUGUAUUACUUUAUUUGGAUUAUUCACGUGCUGUUUUGUGUUUGUUUCAAAUAUUGUAAAAGUGGUGAUAUAAUCAAUUAAACAUUAAAUUAUACAUCCGACUUCGUAGAUAUACAUAUGUCCAAAAUACUUUGUUUCAACCGUCAAUAAUAUGAUAUUUACUCAUAUUAAAAAUACAUCAUAAUGAAUAUUGUACUUGUGAUCUAAAUACAGUAUAUAAUUUGACUUAUUAUCAGACAUUAUGAAAUUAUUAUGAUUAAAUGGCGUCUAAUAUAAUAUAUAUUACUUCUUUGAGAUCAUACAUCAUACGAGUCGUUUAACUUUCCAUUAUAUUACCAUUCUAAAUUGAUCACAUACUUAAACUAUAAAUGGUUCCUUUACUUUUGAUAAUGAUUUGAAUUAAAUAAGUAACCUCCAUCGCUUCAUUUCCUGUACUUUUAUUUGACACAUGACGUAAUCAUUUUAAAGUUUUGCAUGUAUAACUUUUAUUUGCUGUGCAACGGAUAUAUGUGCUUUGUCCCAGUUUAAGUAUGCUUUUUUUACUCUUGUUAUGGCGAAUGCGUUUGGUUCUAUUUUUUUAAAGUUUGGCCUCAUUUAAAUUUAAUAGUGUACGCUUCUUACAAAUAGUAUGGUCGUAUCUGUUUAAUUUCUUUACGUAGGUAAAUAAUGUUUAUUUAUCGCAAUGAAAACACCGUUCAUAAAUGAAAAGUAACACACUUCUUCUAAGAUACGAUACAAUACGGGCUGCUCACAUACUAUAUAGUGAGUCCCGUGCUGGUAAUUGUUCAGCUAUCAACAUUUACUUAUAAUAUAAAUACUUAAAAACAUUUAAAAACCGCCAUUUUUAUAUGCGGUGUUGCCAUUCAAUGUGUGGUGUUGAUAGAUAUUUCUUCCAGGUCAAAAUUUCCUCUGGUGUUUCUUUACCACGUCCAUAAAAAGUUAAUGGUUGACAAUUAUUACCAAAGUGAUUUGGUCAUAAAGAGUGGUAGAUGAACGUGGAGCUAUUGCACAUAUUUUAACAAUUUUAGAAAAUUGAAGACACGAAUAAGACGUAUUCCUAAUGUUUAGUGAUACGUCCUGCUCAGUACAAUGCAGUGCCGCUCAGUAUUCUUGAAAAACCCAAAAUACUGAGUGGUAUCGGAAUUGCGCUUGUCACUUAAAGACUUAAGAUGAUAAGUCUAACUAGCCCAGUAUUCUCACUUGCUGCACCUUCAUACCGAAACACAAUACUUGUACCCAGCCGGCAUUAUGUUAAAACUGCAUUAGUGCUUCAGAGUACUAAGAAUAAUAGAUAUUUUAUGAAAGGGGAUUGAUGCGAGUAUAAUAGGACAGUAGAUAAGUAUGAGAUCAGUAUGUCUGCACUAGAUAUACAAGUGCGUUGAAAAUCAUUUAUUAAUGAGUAUUCAGAUCAAUUCUUAUUUCGAGUUUUAAUUUCCAUCCACUGAUGGACCAAGGCCUCCCCCAAAGAUUUCCACGAAGAUCUGUAUUGCGCUGCCUUCAUCCAAUAUUUUCCUUCGAUCUUGACCAGAUCGUGGGUCCAUCUUGUGGGGGGCCUACCAACACUGCGUCUUCCGAUACGUGGUCGCCAUUCGAGGACUUUACUGUCCAACCGGCCAUCUGUCCGUCGAACUAUGUGCCCAGCCCACUACCACUUCCGUUUAAAUGCCACUUGAGUUUUAAUUUAAUUAAUUACUAAAUCGAUGAUAUGCAAGCAGAAGAGGCAAAUACAUUAUGAGAAACAUUGCUCGAUAAUUCGAUUGCUAUAUAUACAAUAUUUUGUUUAAAUGGGGCUGAAUAUUGAGUAGACUGGUACAGCUGUACUUAAUCAAUACAUUAAUAUUUUUUUAGAUUAUGAUGUAUUUGUAUGUAAAUUAGUAUGGUAUUCUCCGUGUGAUUGUGAUAUGUUGUGCAAAAUAAUUUGUUUUAGGAGUUGACGUAAAGACGUUAAGGACGAGUAUUGUGUAUAAAAUUUUAAGUAUUUUUUUUAGUUUUUAAUGUAUAUUUCAACAAUGCAUUUUUAUACGCCAUUGAUUCGUAGAUGUGUCUUUUUCGAAAAUUUUAAGCUUAGUUUUCAGAUUAUAUCAUAUUAUAGUUAGUAAAGUAAGUAAUGAGUAAAGUUAAAUUAUAUUAAGCCUAGCUGUUGCAUUAUUGCGAAAAUUUAUUAGACCAUUUAUGUGUGUUAUUGAAUCUGGCUACCGAAUUUAAUGUAGAAAAAGUAAAUGAUAGUUCGUGUCACGUACUUAACGAAAAUUACUUUAUAAUUGCGUUUAUUGAUAUGUAUAUUCACCUGCUUACUCAAUCCUACAAGAGUUAUGGAAUCUGUCUUAGAUCAUUUUUACGUCUAGAUAGAAUCUCUUGCUGUUUAACAACCGAUAAAAACAGACGGUGCAGCUUUUAUACUUUAGUGUGCGUCUUACACUCGCGAUUUGUAUGAGACACUUUGUGGUAGUGUGCGUGAAUUGCUCAAAAUAUAGGUUAACUCUAAACUCAAUUUUUUCGACGUUUUCACAGCUUUAGUCUAUCUAGACGUAUAAAUGAUCUAAGGAAUGUGUAAUCUAACAAUUAUUAUUAUUAAAAGGUUACUGCGUUAAAUAUUUUUAGUAUUUUGCCACGUGUUUUACAAUUAUUUUCUCUGUACAGACACGUUAUACGGAUGCAUUACGAAAUAAUAAAUGGAAAUAUUCCUCAUUUUAAUAUUGCAUCUUAAAUUAAGUACUUCAGUAAAAAAUUUAUACGAAAUCUUGAAAGAUGCCGAGUACACAGAAAACAUAAACGACUGAGUGUAGAGAGACCCCAUGGUUCAUUUAAAAUUUAAUUUAUGUCAUAUUUUUUAAUUUAUUUUUAUUUCAUAUUGAUAUAUGUAAGGAUUGAUAAUGAAGUGUUAAAUAAUAAUUAAUAUACUUUUGGGUUAAAA
This is a messenger RNA of Leptidea sinapis, 6709 nucleotides long. It is a transcript of the gene Cbl, whose product is annotated as E3 ubiquitin-protein ligase CBL. Gene Ontology annotation, molecular function: calcium ion binding; phosphotyrosine residue binding; receptor tyrosine kinase binding. NCBI's taxonomy places the organism in Eukaryota, Metazoa, Arthropoda, Insecta, Lepidoptera, Pieridae. The coding region runs from base 204 to 1712 and encodes 502 amino acids. The transcript is spliced from 10 exons. The record is from RefSeq and is a predicted model, not a curated record. Gene Ontology annotation, cellular component: plasma membrane; membrane raft. Gene Ontology annotation, biological process: cell surface receptor signaling pathway; negative regulation of epidermal growth factor-activated receptor activity.